CUGAUCCUCCUGGUCACGGGACGGAACCCGAAGCUCUUUUCGGACCACCCAGCCGCCCGCCCGAACCGGCCCGGCCUCUUGGGCAACAUGUCGUCUCUCAAACCUGGACAGGACAUGGGCCCGGCGUUCGUUGGAAUCCAGGGGGCGAUGCUCCUACUAUCCACCAUCGCAGUCGCCGCCCGCGUCUACACUUCGGCUUGCUUGACUAAGAUCUUCCGAUUCGAAGACGGCUUGGCCGUCGUUACACUCCUUGCCUUUGCCUACCUUACAGUCGUUGGCUGUAUAGGCGUCGCUUAUGGAAUGGGCCGCCAUGUGGCCGACGUCGCACCGGACCAGCGCGUCAUAGCACUCUUUUACAAAUACCUCUGCAUGUCCGGCUACGUCCUCGUUUCGGGCCUUGUCAAAUUCGUUGUCGGCAUCUACCUUAUCCGGCUGUUCCGCAACUCGCGUCAAAGAUGGCAAAGCUGGACGCUUAUCGCGCUGCUGGCCAUGGUCGGUAUCGCCAAUAUCUUCUACUUUUUCGUUGCCAUUUUUCAAUGUUCUCCAAUUUGGUUCUUUUGGCGCCGUUACGACCCACCCUUUGCGGACGCUGGCAGUUGCUUCAAGCCGCCGAUGGCUCUGGGGUCGACGUACACGGUUACUAUCGUCAACAUCGUCGCCGAUUUAGCGCUGGCGUUGAUGCCUAUUUCCCUCAUGUGGAACGCCAAGCUCGACAGGAGGACAAAGUUUUCCGUCGUGGGUAUUUUGGCGCUCGGCUCAGCUUCGUCCCUCGUGACUAUCAUCCGCGUUCCAUACCAGAAGCAGCUGCUUAGCAACCCGGAAUACCUGAGAAGUUUUAUCGAGCUCGGCAACUGGUCGUCGGUUGAGAUCGGACUUGCCAUCAUCGCAUCGUCGGCUGCCACGCUCCGGCCCCUGUUCCGCAAAUUCAAGCUCCUGGCCGCCGAGGUCCGCUCCACCACCAGCCAGAACGGCCGCGGCGGCAGGCCGGAGCAAGGCGGCGGCAGCGGCAAGAAGCCCAAGCCGGGGGUUGAUGAAAGCUUUGCCGGCACCACCCUGGAGGGCUCAGCCCUGCACUCGCGGUCCAAGAGCACGCAGUUUAUCCUGGGCACGGACGAGAAGAAAAAGGUGGCCACUAGAGGCGGCGCCCUGGCUAGCGAUGGCGGCACACUCACCAGCUUCAGCGAAUACUCGCCCAAGGACUAUUCGCCAAAGGACUACUCGCACAAGGACUACUCGCACAAGGAUUACUCACGAAAAAUAAACAAUGCCAUCGAAAUCAACACGUCCAUCACCGUCGACAUCGAGAAGCGCGCAGGGGGCGCCCCGAGCCCCGGAAGCGGCGUCAUCGUCUUUGAUCCAACAGCUGUCGAGCCAGAAACCUUCUACCGCGAAAACAGCCAGGAGGAGCUGCGCCAGGACCGAGAGUGGCAGUCCAUCGACUGGAAUGCUCCGCCCGGGUUCGCCGCCGCGCGACGAGCAUUAUGGCGCUUGUCGGCGUCCAAAUCGCCGGCCGGGGCCCUGGCGGACCUCGAGUCCGCCCCGGAAAGGCGGUUCAACAUCGUGCAGCCCGCCGUCGACCCGAACGGCGGGGCGGGGGCGCCGCGGAGGCCCCCGUUCCCGCGCCGCGAGUCCUCGGUCUGCGCGACCUCGCGGACCAUAGGGCUGCCGCUCAUGCGGUCGCCGCCGCGGACGCCAAAGGCCCCUUCGCUAUUUGAAGGAGAGUGGCCGCUGGCAGAGCCGCUGUCGCCCCCCGCACUGCCCCCGCUGGCAAGGCUUUCUUCCAUACUUUCACACAUGUCCCUGGAAGAGGAUCCCGAACGUUAAUAGGGGCAUUUUGCUGCAUAGCAAGCUCCGUCAUGGUCCGGCGACCAACUUUAUUUCCUUGGUAAUUCUUCAACCCUUCUCUUCGCUGUACCCUCUUCUCUGUACUUUUUUUCAGCAUGGAUUAUCGGGGUUCUGGGCGAAAUCUCAGUUUCUUGCUUGUCACGUAGAAACUGUGGGCGUUUUUUUACCCUUUCUUGUGUGUAUAUGCACCACGGUGGUAUGAUUGAGUUUUAUAAUAAUAGUAACUAAAAGCUAAAAGUGUACCGAGGGCGGUUCCCUCACGCUACACAAUAAAACCAU
Gaeumannomyces tritici R3-111a-1 is the source of this 2124-nucleotide messenger RNA. RefSeq lists its product as hypothetical. The record is from RefSeq and is a predicted model, not a curated record. The transcript has 3 exons. NCBI's taxonomy places the organism in Eukaryota, Fungi, Ascomycota, Sordariomycetes, Magnaporthales, Magnaporthaceae. Bases 88 to 1824 code for a protein of 578 amino acids.